Molecule: messenger RNA, 1683 nt
Organism: Westerdykella ornata
Lineage: Eukaryota; Fungi; Ascomycota; Dothideomycetes; Pleosporales; Sporormiaceae
Product: FMN-linked oxidoreductase
Exons: 1
Coding region: 148-1281 (377 amino acids)
Biological process (GO): 'de novo' pyrimidine nucleobase biosynthetic process; pyrimidine nucleotide biosynthetic process
Cellular component (GO): cytoplasm
Molecular function (GO): dihydroorotate dehydrogenase activity
Source: RefSeq, a predicted model, not a curated record
CGUCAACCCCUCACAGAGCAAGAAGUUCAUCUCUAUGCAUUCCCAAAAAGUCUAGGUAUUUGAGAAAACCACCUUGAAAUACCAUCACCAGCUAAAAGCAACAAGAAAAAGUCCUUCUAAAGAAACUACAAAUAUCACCCAUACAAGAUGCCGCCCCUCAACAUCUCCCCACCCCUCCUCAACUCCGCCAACCCCUGGUGCACGACGCUCGACCAACUGCGCGAGCUCUACGCAUGCCCGUACACGGGAGCCGUCACAACGCGCACGUCGACCCUGGAAGGAUUCCCACACGACGACUCGAUUCACCAAUUCACCUUCUUCGACCCCUCAACGCACGCCUCCCUCGGCAUCAACCCCUCCCCAUCCACCAACGCCCAACUCGACAACUCAACCGGUAGUCUCAACACCCUAGGCUACAGUCCAUUCCCGCUGUCCAAAUACCUCUCAUUCAUAAAAACGAUAUCAGACGAACUUCCUCCCUCCGCGGAUGGCUCCCCCAAACCAGGAAAACCCAUCAUCAUCUCCAUCACCGGCUCCGAGCAAGCCAUCGCACAAUGCUACCGGCAAAUCCUCGCUCUCCAACAGCAGAUCCGCAUCCCGCUAGCCAUAGAAAUCAACCUCUCGUGCCCCAACAUCCCGGGCAAACCACCGCCAGCAUAUGACGCGCAGGCACUGCUAUCCUACCUCUCGGCUCUGAAGACAGCAAUCGCGUCGUCACUCCCAACGUCGAAAGACAGGGAACCUAAUGCCGCCCCGACCAUCCCUAUCGGCAUUAAAACACCGCCUUACACCCACCACGCCCAAUUCGAGUCCCUCAUCACGACUCUCCUGAAAUCUGCAGUGGACAUCGAACCCACGACAUCCCCCUGCCCAAUCGACUUCAUCACCGCUACAAACACGCUUGGAUCCUGCCUCCUCCUCUCUUCCUCUCCCUCCACCUCCUCUGGAUCCCCAGCGCUGCACUCCGCGUCCGGCGACGGUAUAGGCGGCCUAGCCGGCGCACCGUUGCAUCCACUGGCACUAGGCAAUGUAGCUACGAUUGCGAAGAUGCUGAGACAGCACGCGGAGGAGCUCGGGUAUAUCAGGAUCAUCGGGGUGGGAGGCGUGCAGGAUGCGCAGGGGGCGAGGAGGAUGGAGAGCGUGGGUGCGUAUGCGGUUGGUGUGGGGACGGCGUUUGGGAGGAAGGGGGUCGGGGUGUUUGAGGAGAUUGGGGUGGGAAGGAGGGUGGAGGGGAUGGUUGAGGAGUGGGAGAGGGGGUGGGCGGGGAGGGGGAUGCUGUGAUUUUUUAGUAUUUUGAUUGCGGUGGUUGGGGAUGUGAGGGGACGGGUGAGGAGGAUGGACUUGUAGAGAUUGGAUUGGUGCUGUUGUGCGUGUGGUUUGGAGGGAAGUGAGGUUUGAAUGGGUAGGUAGCGAUAACUGUACGGAUCAUAGCGAUGAUGGGAAGGUGUGAAGUGAGCAGUCACUGUUCAUGCUGAUUCUUUCCACGCAACCCCUUCUAACGCAAUCCAACACCACCCUCCUUCACUCAUCUAAACCCACUACACCAAACCCAACUCCGUGGUCGAAUCAAUCCACUCAAUCCCAUCCUCCCAACGAAACCAAUCCUCAGUCCGCCACUCAUCCCUCAUCCCACAACCACUCCAAUACAUCUAUCCUCCCACCAACCCCAACCCCUUCCCAGAG